ACAUAAGACAGAAAGGGAACGGACGGUCACAAAGAGAGGAGAAAAGGAGAACAAGAGUAGCGAGGGACCAGAGGAGAAAAGAGACAGAGCAGGACAAUCCCCAGCUCAAAAUGCCUCCUAACUUCACCGGCACCUGGAAAAUGAAGAGCAGUGAGAAUUUCGAUGAACUUCUGAAAGCUCUCGGUGUGAACGCUAUGCUCCGGAAAGUGGCCGGCGCCGCAGCAGCCAAACCUCACGUGGAGAUCCGACAGGACGGAGAGCAGUUCUACAUCAAGACCUCCACCUCGGUACGCACCACGGAAAUCAACUUUCGCAUCGGAGAGGAGUUUGACGAGGAGACGCUGGACGGCAGGAAAUGUAAGGUGAGUCAGAAACGAGACACUGACCUGCUGAGCUUCACAGUGACCAGUUAA
Molecule: messenger RNA, 413 nt
Organism: Carassius auratus (goldfish)
Lineage: Eukaryota; Metazoa; Chordata; Actinopteri; Cypriniformes; Cyprinidae
Product: cellular retinoic acid-binding protein 1-like
Exons: 2
Coding region: 111-413 (100 amino acids)
Molecular function (GO): lipid binding
Source: RefSeq, a predicted model, not a curated record